Molecule: messenger RNA, 764 nt
Organism: Paramecium primaurelia
Lineage: Eukaryota; Ciliophora; Oligohymenophorea; Peniculida; Parameciidae
Source: the annotation of a GenBank genome assembly
AUGACCAUCUAAUUUGGCUUUUUAUUAUCCUGUUUUAACAUCCCAUAGACGGAUAGACUUAUCAUCACUACCAGAAGCUAAUGUAUUUCCAUCAGGAGAGAAACAGAUUAAUCUAAUAAAAUAAGAAUGGCUAUCUAUUAUCAAGAAAAAAAAAUAUUUGAGUUUUUUUUGACUGAGACGAAACAUAUUUUGAUUAACUUUUUGGAUGAAAGGAAAUAUAUAUAAUUAAAAAAAAUAAUGCUUUUUCAAAAAAGAAGGAAAAUUAAGCAUUAAAAAAAAAAAAAAAAAAUUGAUAGUUUUAAACAGAAGUUGAAGAGAAAAAAGUGGUCCGACAAAAUUGAACAGUAGAUUAGAGAUUUUGAAUAUGCGAUACAGAAUUUUAACUAAACCCUAACAGCAUUAAUAGUAAUAAGAUUUUCAAAAAAUAAUGUAACAAUUCCCAUGAUGAAUUAAAUAAAAUUAUUAGUAGUUAAGUAUUAUUUUAUUAUUGUUUCUCAAUUCAUCCGUAAAAGUAAGUUGAUAAAAUACGGAAUGGGAAAUAUAAUAAUUUUAGGAGCAAUAUUGGUCAAGAAGACUGUUUAGCUUAUCAAGUUGUAAGAGGGAAUGUUUAGUCAAGUCUUUAUAAACAACAUAAAUUAGAAUUAGUGUAAAUCUUUAAAGCACAUCAUUAAGAACCUUAUAAUCAUAUUUCUUUGAUAAUAAAACGAUGCAUAAGAGCAAAAACCAAUGGGUGUGAUCGAUUUCUAUGAUUUUACAAAUCUGAG